GGCCCCGGCUGCUCGUUCGCAGCCUCGGCGCGUUCGGGCGGCUGCACUCGGCGAUUCGCCAAGUGCAUUGUUCGCAGAUCGUUGUUUUCUGUGAGCGAGUGCUGAGAGUUCGCGGAGAUUUUGUCUCUGCGAGCAACUCCAGAACUCGCAAAGCAUUGGUCUUUGCGAGGGACUCCUAAAUUCGCAGAACAUUGGCUUCUGUGAGGGAGUCCUGAACUCGCAGAACAUUGGUUUCUGCCAGGGAGUCCUGAAUUUCGUUUGAAGUUUUGUUGAGGCCUUGUCGCUCAUCUGCAACAUCCUCCCUUCAGAAUGGCGUCUGGAUUCUCGGGAAGGAUACCAACACCUCGUCUUUUGCUCAGGGACAGACUGAAGCCUAACACUCUGACUCCCUCUGCCUUCCAGCAGGAGGUAUCUCUCAGCACCAAGCAGAGGCUGGCCAAAGCUAAGAAGCUGAGUCUGCCUCAGAUUGUCCAGCCUCAAGACAAGCAUGAGAGCUCUCAUCACAAGUUCUUGGCAGCUGAGCCAGAGCAGAGCUCAUUUCAGCCUUGCCCACCAGAGGUGGUGUUUCAGAACUACACCCCUGGUGAGGUCUAUGAAGUGCCGGUGGUUCUGAGGAACAGGGACAAGGUUCCUCACUUGGUGAAGGUCACGUUGGAGAGCUCACCUUAUUUCCAGCUGGUGGGCCCCAAUGACGUGUGCUGCAAGGUGCCACCGGGCCUCUACGCAAUUGUCCGCGUCCUCUUCACCCCUGGGCAGAACAAAGAUUAUUUCCACAAGCUCCUCUGCACCACUGAAAGGGAAGAGUUCAUUGUGCCAAUUCGGGCCAUUGGUCCCCGAGCCAUCCUGGACUUCCCUGACCAGCUGGACUUCUCCACGUGUCCGGUCAAGUACAGCAGUGAGAAGACUCUGCUGGUUCGCAAUGUCGGUAACCGGCUAGCUCGUUACCAGCUGAGCACCCAGAGCCCUUUCUCUGUCAUUCCGGCCACGGGAACUCUGGAUGUCGGUGGUGCCAUGCAGGUGACAGUGGAAUUUCAGCCACUGAAGACUGGGGACCAUUCCGGGUCCCUUGUCGUGCACUACGACACAGGUGAAGAGACCCACACAAGCCUUCAUGGAAGAGCUGUGGAUGUCCCCAUCAGGCUGGGCAGGAAUACUGUGAGCCUCAAGAAGACGUACAUCGGCAUGUCAAACCGCGCAACCGUGUGCAUCCACAACCAGAGUGAUAUCACAGCCCGCUUCCAGUGGAAGGCUGUUGAUACUGAGGAAGAGGAGCAUCAUCUGGAGCUGAGGCAGUAUCCCAGGAUAUUUCGGCAGCAAAAGGAGAAGUUGUAUGAUUUUCUGAAGGAGCGCGGAGUGGACAUCACUUGCCAAGAACACCUUGCUCUUCUGACCCGCAGCUUCCAAAGUGAGGUGGCAAAGAUCAGAGAAGAUGGCAUCCUGUGCCAUGAUGACGUUUUCUCCCUUGAGCCGAAGGAGGGUGAGAUCAGGCCGAAUUGCUCGGCUGAAGUCAGCGUGUUCUUCGAGCCCCAGGAAGCCCGGGUCUAUAAGCAAGCAGUUUACUGUGACAUCUCAGGCCGUGAGAAGAGGAUGCCCCUGCUCCUCACAGGGGAAGGCCUCGGGCCCCGGCUCCAUUUCCAGUUUGAGGAACUGAACAUCGGGGAGGUUUUUGUCAGAGUAACCCACAGAUAUGAGGCGGUCCUGUUCAACAAUGGGCCUAUUGAGGCUCCCUUCAAACUCAUCCCUCCAAGCACAGCCAUGGGCUCCUGCUUCACCUUCCAGCCCCAGGAGGGCAUCGUGGCACCCUCCACACUCCAGGCCAUCAGUGUCUCCUUCUGUCCCACCAUCCUGGGGCAGUUUGAGGAAGAAUUCUGCUUUGAUGUGUCUGAAUCCCCUGAGCCUGUGACCUUCACUAUCAGGGGCUACGUGAUGGGCCCGACUUUCCAUUUCGAUGUGUCCGCCCUCGACUUCGGUGACGUCUCCUUUGGUUUUCCUCGCACCUUGAACUGUUGCCUGUUUAACACCUCCCUGACACCCAUAUCUUUUCAUCUCUACAUUCCUGGGGAUGGCUUGGGAGAGCCCAGUGUUUACAGCUCUACUCAGAUACGCAAAUGCAGUAGCCAGUCUUGGAGGAAGGAAGCUCAAGGUCUUAGGAGGCCAAGGGAAUUUGACAUAAGGCCCUGCAGAGGGACCGUCCGUGCCCUGGGAUCCCAGGAUAUCAAGGUCACCCUGUGUUCCAACACUGUUGGAAAGUACAAGCUGCAGCUGGUGCUGGACGUGGAUGAUGUCGGCGAGAAGGUGUUGGCACUGCCCCUCACAGCCAGAUGCGUCGUUCCUUCACUGCGAGUGCUCAACCCUGUGGUGAAGUUGGGGUACUGCUUUUUAAAGACCUGCUAUGAUGAGAAGCUGACCCUUGUGAAUGACAGCGACUUUCCUGGCUGCUACUGUCUUCUCCCUCAGGAGGAGGCUGCUGCACGGUGCUCCAGCCGUGCACCGACUGGGAUUAUCGAGGCUCACAGCUCGGUGGAGAUCCCAAUUGCAUUCGAGGCCCGGUCGCUGGGAGAGUGCAGCAUCACUGCUGAGCUGGCUGUGUUUGGGAGAGCAGGAUCCCCACUGAAAAUCCAAUUAGAGUGCAUUGGCCAGGGACCUGUUGUCUAUGUCCAUCCGAGGGAGAUAAACUUCGGCUCUAUCCCAGUCUUAGAAGAUUGUUUCCAAACUUUGCACCUUGCCAAUCAGUGUCACCUUCCUGCAACCUUCCGGGUGGAGAUGGCUGGGAAAGACUCCUGCUGGAGGAUUGAGCCCAGUCAUGGAGUGGUCCCCCCUAAAUGUGACACAUCCGUGACUGUCGUAGCAAACCUGAACGACACAGUGAAAUUCCGGGAGAAGGUGAAGGUGUUCAUUGAGAACAGCUAUACGACCAUCAUCUCUCUCCAGGCUGUGGGCACUGGCACCACAAUUGUCACGGACAAACCUCUCAUUCCGAAGCUCGACUUGAAGUCCCACUUCAGCUUUACUCCCUGCUAUUUCCAUUUCAAAGUGACAAACAGAGGACGACGCAUGCAUCGGCUGUACUGGAACACAGAAGGUUUCCGCACGCGCUGGCGCCGUGAUCGCGCCCCUGCCCUCGGUGGCACCAAAAGCAAAGGUGCUUCCCCGAUGCCCAGACCUGGCAGCCCCGUGUUCAGGCUGUGGCCGCCGCAGGUGGACCUGAUGCCGGGCCAGAGUGCGGACAUGGUGCUGGAAGGCCGCUCCAGCACUGCCCAGGAGGUGAAGGAGCGGCUGCUGUGUCACGCUUUGGUGGGGAAAGAGAGAACAAAGAAACAGAUAAUGCAAGUGGAUGUCACCUGCAACUUCAUUUGCCCUGUUCUGCAAAUGUCUUCCAGAGCAAUCACUUUCUGUGUGGUAAAGGAGCCCAGUGAUGUCCUGACACAGCACUACAAGCCUUUUUCUUUAAAAAACACCAGCCCCCUGCCAGUCAGCAUUGUGCUGGACUUGGAGCAGCCAUUCCUGAUCUGCAAUGUGGACUGGCAGCCUCUCCCUGCAGAUUCCAAGCCCAUAACACUGGAUGUAGGGGAGGAACUUCAUCUCUGCAUCCAGUUUAACCCAGCUUAUGAGAAGAAUCUGCACAGCCGGGUGGCCAAGAGGGUUCUCAGGGUGCGCUUCAUGGAGCAUCCUCGUGAGGAGAAGAUCACCGUUCGGGGAGAAGUCCACUUCCCCAAUCUCCAUCUCCAGGCCAAGGCCGUGGACUUUGGCUGCAUCAUAAACGACACUGAACAAGUGCUGCAUAUGGAGAUGACCAACUGCAGCCCACUGCCCGUGGAAUACCACUGGUCAUUCCUGGCGGACAGCCUGGCGAACACCAUAACGUUCAUCCCUCCACCACCUAAAUUCAAACCCCAGUCAUCAAAGAAGAAGGGAGUGUUUCCACGGAGAUACUCCAAGACUGAAAGUGUGGAUGAGCCAACUGAAACCCCAGAAACAAUGCAGGGUUCUGCCCCGGAAGAUCCUGCCCAGGAGGAUUCUGCCCAGGAGGAUUCUGCCCAGGAAGAUUCUUAUGAGGAGGAUCCUGCCCACAAAGAUCCUGCCCAUGAAGAUCCUGCCCACGAGGAUUCUGCUCAACAGGACUCUGACCAGGAAGAUUCUGCUCAGGAGGACUCUGACCAGGAGCCAGCAGAUGCAGAGGAUUCCUUGGAAAAAGAGGUGCUGUCAUCCACUCCUGGGGAGUCUCGGAGCCCGGUGAGGAUGAGGGGAUUGAGUCAAUUCUCCGAGACGGAGCACCCCAACGUGACAAUGCCUCAGGUUUUUGAUAUCAUGCCGCUGUGGGGAACGCUGCAGCCAGGAGAGAGCCAGAAGGUCACCUUCACCUUCUUUGGCCACGCCAACAUCAUCGCCCGUGCCACGGCGCUGUGCCGCGUGGAGGGAGGCCCCAGCUACGAGGUGGUGCUGAGCGGGCAGGCCUCGUGCCCCAGCUACCGGCUGGACGUGGAGGAGAUUGACUGGGGGCUGCAGGUGUUUAACAAAGUCCUCAAAGCAGGGAUCACCCUGCGGAACAACGGGGUUAUGAAAUUCACCUACGUGGUGCAAGACUCCAGCACAAAGCCUCUGCCCGGGGUGCCCGUGGUCGUGCCCCGCAAGGGCUCCAUUGCACCUGGCAAGAAGCGAGUGCUGAAAGUCUCUUAUCUGCCAGAAAAGCCAGGAGCGUUCCGCAGGACUUUCCAGGUCCAAGUGGCUCAUCUGGAACCGGCAGAAAUCGUCCUGAAAGGAAAGACGAUCUUCCCUGGGGUUACCAAGUGCCUGCCCAGGAUGCUGAAAGAGGAGAAGAUACUGGAAGAGGAAGAAGAAAACCCAGAGAAGGAAGAAAAGGAAAGUGAUGAAUCAUCUGUUGCCAUGGAGUCACUGGUGGAGUCACUGAUGGAGUCACUGAUUGUCACAGCUGAACGACAGUGAUACUGCCAACCUUGAGAUUUCAGCUGAGGAUAAAGAAACUGAAUCAUCUAAAUAUUCUUCAGAAGACAAACCUUGAGAAGUUCAUGGAAAACUGGGAAGCUCUUUGAAGAACCUACUGAGCCAUAAGAACCUCGAGGAUUGGCAUUGGCCCACCUCAUUUACCAAUAAAGCAGGGAAAAUUAUGUCUUCUGGGAAGAAAUCUGUGAAUGCUGAACUCUGCCCAGGCAUGGUGCAAAUUUCAUGAGAUCCUGCGCAGCCUUCCUCUUCUCCCAGAUGAAGCUUUUCAGGACAGAGAACUGGAUUCCUUCCACCUCUGUGAAGCACCUGGAGCUAUUAUAGCCAGCCUUAACCUCUACUUGAAGUCCCACCAUGUCCCUUCCACUGGAAUUGGAUAGCUAAUACUCUGAACCACAUCAUGAAGCCAGUGACACCCUUAUGAUGACCAUGGAUGACAGUCUGAUAGCAAACACGUUACCUUGGUGGGACUUCGGCCCAGAUAACACUGGGGAUUAUAGUGGCAGACUCUGAAGUCUCGUGGUCAGGUGUGAGAUGUAUGACACUGAUUAUGUGCAUCAUUAUGACUAAACUUAAUGCUGAUACAGAAUCUCAAUAUUGUCAAAGCAGUAUAAAAUAUAAGCAGGUCUACAGAGCUAUAAUAUGAGCAGCUUUGGCUAGAAACAGAAUCACAGAAUCACAGAAUCUCUAGGUUGGAAGAGAACUUCAAGAUCAUAGAGUCCAACCCAUCCUAUCUUAUACCUCAACUAGGUCAUGGCACUAAGUGCUACAUCUAGUCUCCUUUUAAACACAUCCAGGGAUGGUGACUCUACCACCUCCCUGGGCAGAUGAUUCCAGUGUUUGACCACUCUUUCUGUGAAAAACUUCCUCCUUAGGUCUAACCUGUAUCUCCCUUGGCGCAGCUUGAGACUGUGUCCUCUUGUUCUAUCUGUUGUUGCUCGGAGAAAGAGACUGACCCCCAGCUCACCACAGCCACCCUUCAGGAAGUUGUAGAGAGUGAUAAGGUCACCUCUGAGUCUUCUCUUCUCCAGGCUAAACAAACCCAGCUCUCUUAGUCGUUCCUCAUAUGGCUUGUGUUCCAAGCCCCUCACCAGCCUCGUUGCUCUCCUUUGGACACGCUCAAGCAUCUCAGCGUCCCUCCUAAACUGAGGGGCCCAGAACUGGACACAGUACUCCAGGUGUGGCCUCACCAGUGCCGAGUACAGGGGAAGAAUGACCUCCCUGCUCCUGCUGGACACACUAUUCCUGAUACUGGCCAGGAUGCCAUUGGCCUUCUUGGCCACCUGAGCACACUGGUGGCUCAUGUUCAGCCGACUGUCAACCAGCACCCCCAGGUCCCUUUCCACCUGAGCACUGUCCAGCCACACCAUCCCCAGCCUAUAACGCUGCAGGGGGUUAUUGUGGCCAAAGUGCAGGACUCGGCACUUGGACUUGUUGAACUUCAUCCCAUUGGAUUCUGCCCAUCCAUCCAACCGUUCCAAGUCCCUCUGCAAAGCCCUCCGUUCCUCUACCAGAUCCACACAUGCUCCCAGCUUAGUGUCAUCUGCAAAUUUACUAAUGAAAGACUCUAAACCCUCAUCCAUAUCAUCAAUAAAAAUAUUAAACAGAACUGGCCCCAGCACAGACCCCUGAGGGACGCCUCCAGCUGGAUGCAGCACCAUUCACGACCACUCUCUGGGCUCGGCCAUGCAGCCAGUUCCUAACCCAGCACAGAAUGUUCCUGUCCAAGCCACAGGCUGCCAGCUUAUCUAGGAGUAUGCUGUGGGAGACAGUGUCAAAGGCCUUGCUGUAAUCCAAAUAAACAACAUCUACAGCCUUCCCUGCAUCCACUAGGCGGGUUACCUGGUCAUAAAAGGUGACCAGCUUGGUUAAACAUGACCUACCCUUCCUAAACCCAUGCUGACUGGGUCUGAUACCCUGGCCAUCCUGUAAAUUCUUCAUGAUGGCACUUAAUAUAAACUGUUCCAUUAUUUUGCCAGGUACUGAGGUCAGACUGACUGGUCUAUAAUUACCAGGAUCCUCCUUUGCACCCUUUUUGUGAAUGGGUGUCACAUUGGCCAGCUUCCAGUCUUCCGGAACCUCACCAGUGAGCCAGGACUGUUGGUCCUGGAGAUGAGCUUUGUAAGCUCAUCUGCCAGCUCUCUCAUUACCCUGGGGUGGAUCCCGUCAGGUCCCAUAGAUUUAUGAAUAUCCUGCAGGUUUACAGUCUUUGGAAUUGCAGAACUCACAGGGACAAAGCACCUAUGGAGCUACUUCAGGAUUUUCUCUCUGGACAUGACUGGAUCUUAGCUGGAUCUGCAGUCAGAGGCACCAGGAAGCUGCUGGGACAUGCAAGGAGCUCAAGUGACACAGUGGAAGGGUGGCACGAGCCUUUCAGCACUUGCUCCUUGCCAGGUGCAAGGGAACCCUGCAAGGCUUGGCUCGAUGCCCUUCCUCUCUCUUCUGCACACUUUCCAUCAGUAAUGGGAUUUCAUACUCCAGAAGAGCUGCCUCUGUGAGGUGCACUCCCAAAGGCAGAGGGAGUAUUCUACAGUGAAAAUCACUGCUCUAAAUUGUGCCACUUUGCUUCUGAGUUUAACAAGAGGAGCAUCCUCACAAGCACCCAUUUUUGCAGCUCUCUGACUCCCAACUAACUGCACACGUGCCAGCUGUGCCAAGGAAUGGGGAUUUCUAGCUGUGAUCACAUACUUGCCAGAUUGUGCUAUCAUGGUAAUUGAUUUUGAGAGGAAUAGCAGAUUUGUCUUCACAAAGAAGCUGUGGCUCUGCUGGUAGAUAAAACUAGCACGGGGAGAUAAAAGAAACAAUGGGAAGGAUUCCACUGAUUGAUGAAUGGAAAAGGUAUUUGCUUUUACAAAUAAACUUUAGGUUUGCUGAUAAAUGAAGACUGGACAAUGAAAGAUGAAAGAAACAAUAGGGAAGAAAAGCCCCUCAAUUCCAUAAGAUUUAAAAAUGAAAAGGGAGGGUUAUACCUUAGAGGGAAAUCUUUUGUAUCAGGUGUAUUGGGAAGUCUGUACCUCUCAAGUACCUCAGCCAAUGGGGAAAGAGAGAAGGGAAAUGCGACUGGGAAAUUGGGAUAAAAAGGGAGGCUGCGUCCUCCAAAACUUUGAGAGAUCCCAGGGGAAUGCCCCAUGGCCUCUCCCUUUCUUCAAAUAAAAUAAAAGGACUCCUCUGUGUCCUUUUUGGACAUAAA
Molecule: messenger RNA, 8149 nt
Organism: Passer domesticus (house sparrow)
Lineage: Eukaryota; Metazoa; Chordata; Aves; Passeriformes; Passeridae
Product: hydrocephalus-inducing protein homolog
Exons: 30
Coding region: 310-4944 (1544 amino acids)
Biological process (GO): cilium movement; axonemal central apparatus assembly
Cellular component (GO): axoneme
Source: RefSeq, a predicted model, not a curated record